CUUUAGAACACACACAAACACACACAGUAGGAAGCUCAUUCUUAAGAUACUUAAGUGUUGAAGUGUUGGAUCUACAUUCACUCCUUACUCUGAGGUUAUCGUGUUAGAAACUUGUUUAAAAUUAUCAUGAAGAAAGAUUGUGCAAAGACCCUUGUUUCUUCGGCCCUAAGGAGAAUCCGAGAGCGUAAUGUCAGGACGCCAGCGACUGCACAUGAUGGACCGACUAGGACAAUUAAAAGAAAGGCCAGGAAGACCCUGAGGAAGAAGAUAAGGGUCCCUAAAACUGAGCCCCCAAACACCUCUAGGGGGGAUGUCGACGUGAGAGGAGGGAAGAGGACACGACUUGACCUUGUUAAGCAUGACAUGGAGACGGCGUCCUGCUCAGCUGACACUGAAAGCUGCAAUACAUCUGUGGAUAAUGUGAGCAAGAGAGGUGUUAAGAGGAAGGCCGUUGCCGAUGGUGAAGGACCAAGCACGAAAAAGGGAAAAUCCGACCUGAAGGAGACCAAACUGGAUUUGUCCAUAGCGUCCCUAACAGCAAAAUUUAAGGCCAAAUACAUAGAGCAGGAUCAGCUGGGCCAGGGAGGAUGUGGAUCUGUGUUUGCCGGAUAUCGCAGGGCAGAUAAUUUACCUGUUGCCAUCAAACAUGUGCCGAAGGACAAAAUCUUCUGCAAAGUAGUGGACCAGAAUGGGAAGCAGCUGUCUGUGGAGGUCGCCAUCAUGAUAAAACUUGCGGCUGGAACAAGUGGAUCAGUGGGGACGACAGCGCCAGUGGCCCUACUGGACUGGUAUGAUUUGGACCAGGAGCUGAUCCUGGUGCUGGAGAGACCAGUUCCCUCCAAGGACCUACUCAGUUACGUUGAGGACAACGGAGGUUCCUUACCGGAGGAACAGGCCAAGAUCAUACUGAAACAGCUUAUUGAGGCAGCAAUUGAACUUGAGAAUCUUUGCAUCUUUCACCGAGACAUCAAGGUGGAAAAUAUUCUGAUCGAGACCGGUUCAGAUGUCCCUCGCAUUCGCCUUAUCGACUUCGGACUGAGCUGCUUCGCUACGAAAGGAUCCUUUUACCGCAAUUUCUACGGUACUCCUUCUCACGUCCCUCCCGAGUGGUACAGUCAUCGCAUCUACAGUCCCAGCCCCACCACAGUGUGGCAGCUGGGAGUGGUCCUGUUUGAAAUGCUCCACAAAGUUCCUUUUGAGACCACUAAGUUCCUCAGAAACAAGCUGAGAAUCAGCAAAAAGCUGUCCAAAAACUGCCAGGAUUUUUUGAGAAUGACUCUGACCGAAACCCCCCAGCAGCGUCUUACCCUGGAGCAGCUUCAACUUCACCCAUGGCUCGGAUAAACUAGCACUACACACACACACACACACGUGCGCGUGCAUGCGCACUAAAAGUCCAUAAAUGUAUCCAGUGCCAUACAUUAGUGUCAUCCAAGUACUAAUGCUGCUCUGUCUUUGACAGAAAGACGGACGUGAGAAACUGCUGCUUGACGUAAUUAAUCUGACUUAUCUAAUUGGACUGAAUAUUGAACUUUUUACAGUAAUUGGCCUUUGUUUUGCUGAUCCUGUAGCACCCCCAGCCAUCCCAGGAGAGGGGAUCUCUCUUCGAAUUGCCUUUCCCAAGGUUUCUUCCGAUUUCUGCUUUCUUCCGAUUAUGGGGAGUUUUUCCUUGUCUUCUUAGAGAGCUUGGGCCGGGUCAGGAGCUGCUGCUAAAAUAGGCUGUGAGAGCCUAUUUAUGUAAUAGCCUA
Molecule: messenger RNA, 1748 nt
Organism: Etheostoma cragini (Arkansas darter)
Lineage: Eukaryota; Metazoa; Chordata; Actinopteri; Perciformes; Percidae
Product: serine/threonine-protein kinase pim-1-like
Exons: 9
Coding region: 127-1344 (405 amino acids)
Biological process (GO): regulation of mitotic cell cycle; negative regulation of apoptotic process; protein autophosphorylation
Cellular component (GO): cytoplasm
Molecular function (GO): protein serine/threonine kinase activity; ATP binding
Source: RefSeq, a predicted model, not a curated record